Messenger RNA from Malus domestica (apple), 1747 nucleotides. RefSeq names its product transcription factor MYB25. The record is from RefSeq and is a predicted model, not a curated record. Gene Ontology annotation, cellular component: nucleus. Gene Ontology annotation, molecular function: RNA polymerase II cis-regulatory region sequence-specific DNA binding; DNA-binding transcription factor activity, RNA polymerase II-specific. Gene Ontology annotation, biological process: regulation of DNA-templated transcription. Lineage: Eukaryota; Viridiplantae; Streptophyta; Magnoliopsida; Rosales; Rosaceae.
UGGGUUGGUACUCAUAAAAACAAACAAACAAACAAACAAACAAACCGAAACACCCAACCAAACCAACGAACAAUGACGGUCCCAAACGACGGCGUCUCUAAAGAAGCCGACGACGUCCCUGGCACGGAGGCCGAGUUGAUUGAACUCGGCGACGCGGCUGAGUUGAACGAGGGCGCGGGGCCCAGCGGGAAGGUGAGGGGACCGUGGUCGCCGGAGGAGGACGCGGUGCUGACCCGGCUCGUGAGCAACUUCGGGGCGAGGAAUUGGAGCCUGAUAGCCCGCGGAAUUCCCGGUCGGUCUGGAAAGUCGUGCCGGCUAAGGUGGUGUAAUCAGCUCGACCCCUGCGUCAAGCGUAAACCCUUUUCUGAGGAAGAAGAUCGUAUAAUAGUUUCAGCCCAUGCUAUCCAUGGGAACAAAUGGGCAGUAAUUGCAAAGCUUCUUCCAGGUAGAACAGAUAACGCAAUCAAGAAUCAUUGGAAUUCUACACUUAAGCGCAGGUGCUUUGAUAAAGGAAGGUUUUAUCCGGGACCUGGGGAAAUGAUGGAAGAUGACACCUUUGACAGAAAAAAGGCAUCCUCAGAAGAAACCUUGUCAGUUGGGAAUACCAGUUCAUUCAAGACUCGUGAAGGUCAAGCAAAGGAGGGUUGUUGCGCUGCUGAGUCAAAAGAGCAUUCUACUCUUCGUGCCGAAUCAAGAGACCAUCUGACUCUCCAGUCCACCCUUUGUCGUCCAGUGGCUCGUGUUAGUGCUUUUAGUGUUUAUAACCGUCCAAGUGAUCCAGCAAAUGCUUCAGCUUUUUCAAGGACAGUCCCAAGUCAUGGCCCUUUGGUCCCAACAACUAAACUAGAUUUUGGCUUCCUUGAAGGUGCAUGUAAUGAGCCUAUGGUUCCUGAGCACUGUAGCCAUGGUUGCUGUGAUCGAGUUGAGGGGCAUUCUCAAAGCUCGUUGUUGGGGCCUGAGUUUGUUGAGUAUGACGAGCCUCCCCCUUUCUCCAGCCACGAAUUAAUCUCCAUUGCUACGGAUUUGAACAAGAUUGCAUGGAUUAAGAGUAGCCUUGAGAGUAGCGCGAUGAGUAUGCCAGAGAACGUAGCAAGCCACAGAGUCGUUCAAGUGGCUGCCACUACCUUGCAAAUGGGAGUGCCAGCAAACAAUCCGAUGAAUGACCAUGUGCGCUUUGAGGAAGGAAGAAACAAGUUGAUGGGAAUGAUGACCGAAGUGCUAUCAACCCAGGUGCCUAGACAAACUUUUGCAAUGCCAACUGAAGUUGAGGGAUUGAGCUAGAACUCAUGGCUGGUCUUCCUCAGUCUUCGGGGUGCUUCAGUUUUAGCGGGAGAAUAUAUAUACAGACCGGUUAGUUUACUGCAGAUUAAGUUAAAUCUCCAGUUUCAUUUACAAGGCUUUUCACUUUUGACUCAUCUCGUUCAAGAGGCGUUUUAUUUGGGCAUUACAUCAAGAUAUAUAUGUAGGUACUUCUCUACCCCUUUUGUCAUGAGCAAAGAAGCUGUUGACUAGUUAAUGCUUUCCUAGAAGUGCAAUUUUAUCUCAAAUCCAAAAACUUGAUUGGCAAAACUUUGGCACUCCAAUUUUAGCUUCUGGCACUCCAAAUCGAUUAUUUUGUAGCUUGUUCACAUUCAGGGUGGGAGAGCUAGAAGUUAAAACGAGAGUGAAGAAAAAUCUAUAUGAACUAUCAAAAUCAUUACUUUUGUAAACAAUAAACAAGGAAACUGAUUUCCGCACUUUUUUCUUC